CUUAUUUGAGUAGAUUAUUAUGUGUGCACUAACUGAAGUUUACCGUGUGCGGGGGGCAGCAGCAGCACCGGGACCUGCUCAGCUCCUCAUCACGUUCUGCCGGUCAGAGGAUGGAGGCGAGGUGAAAACACAUCUCAUUGGCUCCCGCUGCUCCAUUUAAAGGAAUCCAACUGGUUUGUCCUUUAAGAUCCUUCAGCAUCCAGUAAGAGGAACUUUAAACCUUCGCUAUUUUCUGAAAGGGAGCAUACAUUUGGGAAGAUCCGAUUAUGAGCGUGGAGCAACGUCUUUGAGCCACUUUUAUAUAGGCUAUAGCCUAGAAUCUCAUCAAUGAUCGACGAACGAUUUCUUAGCAGCAAAAAGCAAUAUUUCUCGCCUCACAUAAAUACUAGCUUAUAAUAGAGAGAUUUCUGUGGUGCACGAGGGAUCUCUAUAAGAGCUUUAAAGGGUUACUUAGGGACUGUAUUCCAGAUCCAAAGGAUGGCGAUAUGAACGAUUUACACUUUUAUUGACCGGCUGAUCUAAUAUUACUAAAGUCAUGGAACGAUGGGGCGCUUUUCUAUAAGUACACAAUAAUUUCCCAUGAUAUGGAGAGUUCGCCAUGCGCUCCUUUGGGAACCGCUGCUGUUGGUAACUUUUAUACCAUGGAUUCAGGAGGGCUUUCAACAAGUUUUAUGGCUCGUUUAUCUUCUGGAACAUGAUUCGAAUUGAUUCUGCGAUUUUGUGAGGUAAUUACGCGAAGGCUGCAGGAUUUCUGAAGACUUUUGAAUAGGUUUAUGUCAUUCAUUUAUCGCACGAGCCGGAGAAGAUAUCGUCGACUCUUAUGGGAAUUAAACACUCCUCCCGCUGUUUGCUCCUCAGGAGAAAAAUGGCGGAUACGGAAAGCACUGAGCAACAGCCCCUGAGUGCCGCCCCAUCCCAGUCGGUCCAGCCAUCUCCUCUGCCCAAACCAGUGUCAUCGGUCCAUCAUGCCCAGAGGCCCACACACCCAUCCCACGCACCUCACACCCCUCACUCAGCCAGCUUACCCAGUUGCCCCGGCAGAGGAAAGAUGGCCAAGUUCCUCAACCCCGACGAGAUGACCUCCAGGGAUUACUAUUUUGACUCGUACGCCCACUUCGGCAUUCAUGAGGAAAUGCUUAAGGACGAAGUGAGGACGUUGACAUACAGGAACUCCAUGUACCAUAACAAACACAUCUUCAAGGACAAGAUCGUGCUGGACGUGGGGAGUGGUACUGGCAUCCUCUCCAUGUUUGCUGCCAAGGCCGGAGCCAAGCACGUGUAUGGGAUUGAAUGCUCAAGUAUAUCAGAAUACUCUGAGAAAAUCAUCAAGGCCAAUCACCUGGACAGUGUUAUAACCAUCUUUAAAGGGAAAGUGGAAGAGACAGAGCUGCCGGUAGAUCAGGUGGACAUUAUCAUCUCAGAGUGGAUGGGUUAUUGCCUUUUUUAUGAGUCCAUGCUCAACACAGUCAUCUACGCCAGAGAUAAAUGGCUGAAACCUGGAGGUCUGAUGUUCCCAGACAGGGCUGCUCUAUAUGUGGUGGCCAUUGAAGACAGACAGUACAAGGACUUCAAGAUUCACUGGUGGGAGAACGUUUAUGGUUUUGACAUGACCUGCAUCAGGAACGUAGCUAUGAAAGAACCACUGGUGGACAUCGUGGACUCAAAACAAGUGGUAUCCAACGCCUGCCUGAUCAAGGAAGUGGACAUCUACACAGUGAAGCCAGAGGAACUGUCCUUCACCUCCUCGUUCUGUCUGCAGAUCCAGAGGAAUGAUUAUGUCCACGCUCUGGUCACCUACUUCAAUAUCGAAUUCACCAAGUGUCAUAAAAAGACUGGCUUCUCCACAGCACCAGAUGCCCCAUACACACACUGGAAGCAGACAGUGUUUUAUCUGGAGGAAUACUUGACUGUGAAAAGAGGAGAGGAGAUAGUCGGAACUGUCAGCAUGAAGCCAAACGAGAAGAACGCACGUGAUCUGGACUUUACCUUUGAGCUGGAUUUUAAAGGUCAGCUAUGUGAUGCCGCUAUCGCUCAUGACUAUAAGAUGCGCUAAGUAUCCAGCAGUGGCGAGAGACGGUUUGUGACAGUACUCAGAGAAGCACAGGCAGGGGCUGCUCCGGAUCACAGCUACAGCCCUACUGCUGGGAACAGACACAGACCGAGAGAAAGACCAGCACAGAAGUUGUUAUCUCUGGGAGUCUUGCCAACGUUUCUGGAGUGGAGUGGCACUUCUAGCAAUAGCAGCCUUGCCUUCGCCGACUCUAGCCUGCACUAGUACGCCAUCUCUCCGACUGUUCAGGGGCCAACUAUGACUACACCCCUCUGCAAACAAAAGAAUGUCAUGCUCUUAUGAAUGUUAAGUGUUAGUUUAUGGUUACUUUGCUUUUAGAUUAGAAGUGUGAGAUAAGAUAUUUAAUACUGAAGGUUGUGCUUCCAAGUCCAGGCAUUAAAAAUAUGUCGAUUUAACAUAUAUUAUGAGAAUAACUCCACUUACAUAGUAAUAAUUCAUUUGCUGGACUUGAAUAAUUUCAAUGCAGUAAAGUAAGUGAUCUUUUUAUUUAAAUCAGGUUUUAACAAAAAUCCAGGUAAUUCUCAGAAAAGAGUAGUUUUUUGCUAGAAAUAAUCCAUUGCUUACUUAAAUAUCAUUGGCCAAUGCUAAGAACAAUAUUUUUUUUCCCUGUAAAGCCUUAAUAAUGUUUUUUUUUUUUUUGCACCUACAAGAUUGGCAAAUACAACUAAUGCUUUACAAAGCUUAUAUACAUAAAUACAUAAAUAUUGAUGAAGUCUAUAAGAAAAACCUUGUGGUGAAACAUUUUUAUUUCACCACAAUGUUUUACUAAAAAUAUCAAUUAUGUUUAAAUGUCAUGGCAUAAUCAGCAUUUUUAUUAUACAUAGACCAUAAAAGAAUAUUUACAUUUCAAUAAAAGCUAAAUUUAGCUAUUAUUAUAUUAUAUACUAUUAUAUAUAAUUGCAUGGCAGUUUCAUGCUGCACUAAAAACUAAACUUUUUCAGAUAUUAUUUAUGUUUGAUUUUAAAAUGUCUGUGAAUUACACACCAAAUGUAAUUUUAUAAUAUAAAAUCAUUAGGGUUCUGCAUCCUAUUAAUUAUAAGUAUAUAGUACAUUGUGUGGACACCAUGUCCUGAGAAGAUUCAGUGCGUCGAUAACAGUUAUAAGCCAAAAAAAAAAAAAAAUGUUUCUUGCUUAUGAUUAUCAGAUGAAAACAAAUCAGAUGCUAAUAAUGGAAAUUACAAGAUAAAAAGACUGAUUGCAAUACCCUGAUGUGGUAAAAUUGUACAUUUGUUUUUCUAGUAACUUUAUGAGACUGCAAUAUGUAGUGUUAGUAUUAUUUAUGAUGCUAGGUGUGUGUAAUUACAUUUCAACUUACAUCUGCUACCUGAGCACAGAGAUGAAAAUAGAAAAAGAGAAACAGCACAUGAUACAUAUCAAAAUAUAGAUGGCAUGUGAAAUGCUGGCUCUGUCUGCGGUGAGAUCUUGAUGAGCUGGACUCAGAUGGCACCUGCUGCUCUUCACCUGUGCUCUUAUUAGAGUCUUUGCCAAGGCAUGACUGGGAUCGUCCCGGUCCAUCUGUGACCCCCGUGUCACAGCUGAUUACACUGUUCAAGUCCUCACCAAAGACAUUCAGUUCACUUGCAAAGCACAUUGUUCAUUAUGCGUUAUUGUUCAUAGUUUGUUUUUAGUAUAGGUGUUUAUCUGAUCCCUUGGUGGAAUAUUGUGCGAUAUUGGAAAGUGUGAAUAACUAUCUUCUCUGUGCAAGGAAUGUUUUUCAGCUGGGUGUUUGGUAUUGUAUUUGAGGUUUACAUGUUAAAAAAUGUUUAUUAUGAUUAUUCUGCCAUGAUUUGAGCAUCUAUCAAGAUAAUAGUAAAUAAAAUAGCUGUAAACGAAUUAAAGCUACGUAAAAUGUUUAUAGGUGUAAAAUAGCAUGCAUCUGAAAGCAUAUUUGGCUGUUUAUUAAGACAUGUUGCUGUUGUGAUAAAAACAUGAAAGUGAAACAAAAAAGUCUGAACAUUUCUGAAACGUUGGUGAUGUAAGAUGGUAAAGCAAAUAAAAGUCAUUUGUCCAUUA
Molecule: messenger RNA, 4084 nt
Organism: Cyprinus carpio (common carp)
Lineage: Eukaryota; Metazoa; Chordata; Actinopteri; Cypriniformes; Cyprinidae
Gene: prmt8a
Product: protein arginine methyltransferase 8a
Biological process (GO): peptidyl-arginine methylation
Cellular component (GO): plasma membrane
Molecular function (GO): protein-arginine N-methyltransferase activity
Source: RefSeq, a predicted model, not a curated record